CGCAGGAGUAAGCAGGGUGACCAAUGAGCGGAAAACUUACCCGCUGGCGACCGAGAGAACGUGCUCUCUCUACGUGUCGGAUAGACUCGUGCUGAGUCACGGGGGAACGAGCACCCAUGCUUCCCGUGGGCCCCACUUCGCGGCUCCCUUCUGGCUCUUGCUACUUCUACUACUCGUCCCUUGGUCUAACAACGAACAACUCAAUUCACCCCGUCCAUCUUCUUCUCCACUCCACUCUACGCGGCCACGCAGCGUUCGCAUUUGAUCGUCCUUAAACUGUUGUUUGCUUAGAGACGUCGAGGAUGGAUGCAUUGGACCAAGGGCGUGUCCACCCGCAUCAUUAUGAGACUUACGAGCACACGAAGAACGUGAAGAAAGGAUCCGAGAGGCUGGACAGGCGGUCGGCGGCGGGUGUUCAUGGGCAACCGAAGAAGAGCGGGCACGGAGGCAAGUUCACAUGGGGAGGUCCCACGGCCCAGCAAGAGUCACAGGACGACGACUCCGUCGUAGCAUUGGACGAGAAGGAUCCGAACUACGACGACGAGGAAGAAGUGGCCUCUGAAGACAGGAAAGCUGCAAUUGCAGCAGGAGCUGACAUCGUCGUCGAAGCCGGCGAUGGCAAGCAGCAACCGGCGAAGAAGGUGCCCGUUGCGAACUAAUUCGCCACACAUCUGUCUCCCAUGGACGCCAUCUGAGGCUCUAUUAUUCGGAAGAAGUGAACUGUGGUACUGGAGAGCCUCUGAGAUUCUUCCAAUGUCCAGACGCAAAUUCUACGAACUUAUCAGCCGUGCCCACAUUUGCUUACUUGCUCGACUCAACUCUUUCCCGUUCUAGUUCCUCGAUGUCUGCUUGACAUUGAUUUCCGCUUCAGCGGUCCUUUGAUUAAGCUGAUCAAGUGGAGUUCGAAAUUACUGUGCCGAAGUUUGUCACAUCUCUGUACAUUCACGAGCAAACUUCCCGGUGUCAGAAUCUGCCAUCUACAUUUCCGCGAACGAGUCUCCAUAACUUGGAGUUAGAAGAAGGCCUGGCGACACUUGUACGCUAGAUGAUGAAGACCAUUCGGAUCUUUCAUCACUGAUGAAUUCCUCUCAAAGAUUAGGCAUUUAGUUUUAGAAUGCCUAAUCUACAGAUUCCUGUUCAUCAGUUUUGCUUAUGAGCUGAUAAACCAUCUCCGUCAAGUCCGCGUGCUCGAGCUUUUAGCUUCCCAGGACAUGCUAUGAGGAAGAGUUGGUUCAUAGCUUUUCGGAAGCGCUUCGAAUUGGCUGUGCACUUGCCGUGUAUCACUGGGUUGCAAACUUUACUUCUCUUCACUUCUCAGCUGAGUACCCAGUCAAGGCGUGUCAUGGUUGUACAUGGACUGCGUAGUCUAAGUAGAUUUGUAUAAACACGUAAUUAGUGUCUGUUUCAUUCUAUAAAUAAAUCUUUGACCUUGAACGUGGAUGUAUACGUGGUC
Molecule: messenger RNA, 1453 nt
Organism: Marchantia polymorpha subsp. ruderalis
Lineage: Eukaryota; Viridiplantae; Streptophyta; Marchantiopsida; Marchantiales; Marchantiaceae
Source: the annotation of a GenBank genome assembly